Molecule: messenger RNA, 2286 nt
Organism: Sugiyamaella lignohabitans
Lineage: Eukaryota; Fungi; Ascomycota; Dipodascomycetes; Dipodascales; Trichomonascaceae
Exons: 1
Coding region: 1-2286 (761 amino acids)
Biological process (GO): endoplasmic reticulum to Golgi vesicle-mediated transport; regulation of ER to Golgi vesicle-mediated transport; retrograde vesicle-mediated transport, Golgi to endoplasmic reticulum
Cellular component (GO): Dsl1/NZR complex
Source: RefSeq, a predicted model, not a curated record
AUGUCAAUCCAGGCGUACUUGGACUCGACCUUUUCAUCAUUUGAAGAUUUGAAAGCAAAGGUCGAUGCCGAAUCGGCAAGGCUCAAAUCGGAGGAAACUGCUCUGGCAGGUUUGUUAGAUUCAGAACGUGCCACCGCUCGAGCCCAGGCGCAGGAGUCUGUAAGUGAGCUUAAGGCUUAUAUUAAACAACUUUCAAGUGAUAUAAAGGAUCAUAAGCCUCCUCCAGAAUUGCUGAAAAGCGCAUCCCUACCACCUGAUUUAUUACAGAAACUCAAUGGUGUCAAAUCACUACUACACGCAAAGAUAGUUGUGUCUCAGCUUAGGGAACUUCAAUCAGCAUCGAAUGAACUUAAACAGGUUUUGGCUGGCAAUAACGCUAAAUCAGUAGAGUCUGUUGGAGUUUUGGAACUAUACAAUAAAGUUGCAUGUUUAAUAGAAGAGUUGGAAGCAAAUGAGAGCAAACAUUUUCAACUUGACAAAUUAAAAUCGCCAGGCUCAGCUGAAUCUCAGAGUCCAAAACUAAAGGUCAUUGACAAGCUAGUAUCUCGAUCCUUUGCAUAUGUUAAUGAUAAUGUGCUUGAUGUGGUAGCCAAUGGCACAAAAGAUAAGUUGCGUACUUGUUUAGAAGAGCAUGGCUGGCCGAAUGAGGAUGCGUUUGGGUCCUCUAAUCCUGCUGCCGUUAUAGAAUUCCAAAACUUAUUUAUUAAUGUGCUGAAAACGGAAUAUCUGGGCAAAGCAAUUAAGUCGCACAAUAAUCCAUUACCCCCUGUAAUAUCAGCAUUCACACUGUUAGUAGAAGCUGAAGUAUUGCGUUUCAACUUCCACUUUGAGAGCGACAAGGCUACGAAUAGAGUAGACAAACCUGAGUGGAUGUUCAGCUGGGUUGCUAACACAAUUGAUAAUCAUAAGAAUUUCUUAAUGAAUAUACUACAACCAGCAUUGAUAUCAGUACCGAGGUUCCAUGAUAGAAUAGCUGUACAUGAAUUCAUUACAGCCCUACUUCCAGUGGUGUAUAACAAGCUUGCAAAUACCGUUCAGGAAUUAGCUAAAACAAUAAUUUCUAAUGAAGUUACAAGUAACUCGUAUUUGCUGUCUCAUCUGGUCCAUGAAAUAGUUUCUUUCGAUGAGUUGCUCAAAGAGAGGUAUUACUUCACCCCGUAUAAUCUUCCUAAUUGGAAUGGUUUGGCAGGCGACGUGUUAACUGAAGAAUGUUUCAAGGUAUGGCUAGAUACUGAGAAGAAAAUUGCAUUACAACGAUACCAAGAAAUAUUAGAUAUGCCGAAUAGCUGGGAGAUUGACUGGGAUAUUGGUGAAGGUACUAAACCAACAAUUUCUGCCAUCAAUAUCAAGGACUUAUUCGAAAGUGUCACUGAGCAGUAUAGCGCGCUGAGAAAAAUUCGGUAUCGUCUCCGGUUUCUUUUAGAAAUUCAAAUCCAUAUCCUGGAUAAGUUUUAUAUACGGCUCUCUGAAUCGAUUUCUGCUUUUGAAUCUAUGACGUCGUCUUUGUCUCGAGCGGUGGGUGGUGUCUCUGCCGAAGACAAAAAACUGGUUUCUGGAGUCGAUGGUUUGGAACGUUUGUGCAGAAUUUACGGAAGUCUAUCUUAUAUCAUAUCAGCAUUAGGAGAAUGGGGUGAAGACCUAUUUUUCCUUGAUCUUUGGGAGCAUGUCUCGAAAGUAUCAUCGAAAGACAGGCACAAAGACAGCCAUUCCAAUGAAAACCAAGAGACCUUGUUCGAUGAGACAAUUCAUUCAUACCUUGAGAAGAAACAAAAAGUUUACUCCAUUAUCUCAGGUCACGUUCGCAAGGAGUUACGACAGAGCUUACAAGAAUGUUAUCAGUACAGUGAAUGGACUUUUGAAGAUGAUAAUACUUCUGGAGACCGGUCCAUAACACCGAAGCUUGUUAGACCAAUACAGAGCCUUUCCACGCUGCUAACGUUUCUUCGCAGGUUUUUCUCUGCCAAUGAUUAUAGUCGGUUUAGCGGUCUCUAUGGCGCAGAGCUCUCGAGAUAUAUAUGGGAUAAUGUUAUCCAAGUGAACAGGUUUACUGUUACUGGUGCUAAUCAAUUGCAGAGAGAUGUAAACGAAAUGUGGACCGCUUGGUUGCUUCCAAGAGAUAAAUCACUUCGUAGAUUAGAAGAAGCCUGCAGCGUUCUGGUUGCUACCUCCAAGGAAACUCAAAGGAUAAUUUCUGAUGAAUCUACUGUAGAUAUUAAACAAAAACUAGGUUUAUCUGUUUUGACCCCGGCAGAUAUUAGAAGCAUUAUCCCUAGAAGAAAGCACUAA